CUAUGUUUUUCGACCGGCAAUAACAAUAAUAAAAACAAUCGGAUUCAUUAUUAAAUAUUAUUAUGAACGAUAUUAAAAGCUUGAAGGACCAGCAGCGAGAGAAGCAUCCUGGUUUUGACGGCUACCUCGACUGCAUGACACGCUCCCUUUUUACAGGCCUAGCUGCAUUUUGCUUAAGCUUUUCUGGCACUUAUUUUGCACAGAAAAUUGUACAGUCCCGAAUAAGGUACCCACCCAAGUAUAACAUCCUAGUUUCUUCAUUGGUAGCCACUGGGGUUUCCUACCAGACGACCUCGGAACGCACAAAAUCUUGUCAAGCCAGGUGGAUGGCUUUUGAGGAAAAGCAUUCUGUUCUGGACAAGGAAACAUAUUAA
This is a messenger RNA of Drosophila bipectinata, 374 nucleotides long. Its product is annotated as transmembrane protein 141. The record is from RefSeq and is a predicted model, not a curated record. NCBI's taxonomy places the organism in Eukaryota, Metazoa, Arthropoda, Insecta, Diptera, Drosophilidae.